AUGGUGAACCCCCCGCACGGUGGUGUGCUGAAGGAUCUGCUUGCGCGUGAUGCUCCCAAGGCGGCAGCCCUUGAUGAGGAAGCAAACUCGCUCCCGGACCUCAUUCUCAGCGAGCGCCAACUGUGUGACUUGGAGCUGAUCAUCACCGGUGGCUUCUCGCCCCUGGAGGGCUUCAUGGGUCAGGCCGACUACGAGGGCUGCUUGACCAACAUGCGCCUUGCCGACGGCACCCUCUUCCCCAUGCCCAUCACCCUGGACGUGUCGAAGGAGCAGGUAAACACGCUUGGCCUGAAGGCCGGCUCGCGCAUCGCCCUCCGCGAUCCACGCGACGACAAUGCAAUCGCGAUCCUGACUGUGUCGGAUUUGCACGAUGUCAACCGCUCCCGCGAGGCUGAGCUCGUGCUCGGCGCCGACGACAAGGCUCACCCGGCCGUGUCCUACCUGUACAACCACGUGAAGGACGUGUACGUCGGUGGUACCGUCGAGGCCAUUCGCAAGCCACAGUACUACGACUACGUGGAGCUGCGCUUCACGCCCGCGGAACUGCGCCACCACUUUGAAAAGGUCGCGUGGCGCAAGGUGGUGGCGUUCCAGACCCGGAACCCGAUGCACCGUGCGCACCGUGAGCUCACCGUGCGUGCUGCACGCCAGCUACAGGCCAACAUUCUCAUCCACCCUGUUGUCGGUAUGACCAAGCCCGGCGAUGUCGACCACUACACGCGCGUGCGCGUGUACUCUAGCCUAAUGCCUCGCUACCCUAAGGGCAUGGCGACCCUGGCGCUCCUGCCCCUGGCCAUGCGCAUGGCUGGUCCCCGUGAGGCCUUGUGGCAUGCGAUCAUCCGCAAGAACUUUGGUGUUUCGCACUUUAUCGUCGGUCGUGACCAUGCGGGUCCGGGCAAGAACUCCAAGGGCCAGGACUUUUACGGCCCGUACGACGCCCAGGACCUCGUGCGCAAGCACACAGACGAGCUGGGCAUUGAGAUGGUGCCGUUCCAGCAGAUGACGUAUCUGCCCGACUCGGACGAGUACCAGCCCGUGGACGAGGUGCAGCCGGGUACCCGUACGCUGGACAUUAGCGGUACGGAGCUCCGCAAGCGCCUGCGCACUGGUGCGCCGAUUCCCGACUGGUUCAGCUACGACAGUGUUGUCAAGACGCUGCGCGAGAGCUACCCGCCGAAGACGAGCCAGGGCUUUACUCUGUUCCUCACCGGCCUGUUCAACUCGGGCAAGGACCAGAUUGCCCGUGCCCUGCAGGUGAAGCUGCACGAGCAGGGUGGCCGCAGCGUGUCUCUGCUGCUGGGUGACACGGUGCGCUCGGAACUCUCGUCGGAGCUCGGCUUUUCGCCCGAGGACCGCCACACCAACAUCCAGCGCAUUGCGUUUGUAGCGAGUGAACUCACUCGUGCAGGUGCCGCUGUGAUUGCUGCACCGAUCGCGCCGUACGAGAAAUCGCGUGCGAUGGCGCGUGAGACGGUGCAGAAGCACGGUGGCUCGGGCAACUUUUUCCUCGUGCAUGUCGCGACGCCGCUCGAGUACUGUGAGAAGACGGACCGCCGCGGCAACUAUGCCAAGGCGCGCCGCGGUGAGAUCAAGGGCUUCACGGGUGUCGACGACGUGUAUGAGGAGCCGAAGGAUGCGGACCUCAAGGUCGACCCAUCGCAGCAGAGCAUUGCGGAGAUUACGCACUCAAUUGUGCUCCUGCUUGAAGCGAACGGCCUGAUCUAA
Messenger RNA from Malassezia sympodialis ATCC 42132, 1725 nucleotides. It is a transcript of the gene MET3, whose product is annotated as sulfate adenylyltransferase. Lineage: Eukaryota; Fungi; Basidiomycota; Malasseziomycetes; Malasseziales; Malasseziaceae. The record is from RefSeq and is a predicted model, not a curated record. Gene Ontology annotation, cellular component: cytoplasm. Gene Ontology annotation, molecular function: sulfate adenylyltransferase (ATP) activity; ATP binding; adenylylsulfate kinase activity.